Messenger RNA from Ictalurus punctatus (channel catfish), 2870 nucleotides. Its product is annotated as tripartite motif-containing protein 16-like. The transcript is spliced from 9 exons. The coding region runs from base 653 to 2329 and encodes 558 amino acids. The record is from RefSeq and is a predicted model, not a curated record. NCBI's taxonomy places the organism in Eukaryota, Metazoa, Chordata, Actinopteri, Siluriformes, Ictaluridae. Gene Ontology annotation, molecular function: protein binding; zinc ion binding.
GUCAGUGUUAAGGCUGCUUCGGUCUUUCACUCCUCAACAAAGGACAAACCGCCUGCGUGUUAACACGGACUUCAGGGUGAAACUUUUCCUCGAGCAUCCUCCGGCUUACUUGUUGUCCAGAAAAGCUGAAAAGACUCACGCAGCCCAGUCAGGGACGCCAAAUUGUCGUGGAAAUUAGACAACACUCGCAGACUCGUCCUCUGAAGUCAGUGGUAAAGCUGCUUCGGUCUUUCACUCCUCAACAAAGGACAAACCGCCUGCGUGUUAACACGGACUUCAGGGUGAAACUUUUCCUCGAGCGACCUCCAGUUUGCUUGUUGUCCAGAAAAGCUGAAAAGACUCACGCAGCCCAGCCAGGGACGCCAAAUUGUCGUGGAAAUUAGACAACACUCGCAGACUCGUCCUCUGAAGGACAAACCGCCUGCGUGUUAACACGGACUUCAGGGUGAAACUUUUCCUCGAGCAUCCUCCGGCUUACUUGUUGUCCAGAAAAGCUGAAAAGACUCACGCAGCCCAGCCAGGAGACGCCAAAUUGUUGUUGAAAUUAGACAACACUCGCAGACUCGUCCUCUGAAGGAAGCCACUCCUCAUUUCAGAGAAAACGAAGCUCAAAGUUCAGUGCAAUCUCUCUCUCUGCGUUGAGAUCAGGAAAAUGACCAGUAUUUCAGUAGAUCAGCUUUCAGUGGAUCAGUUCAGCUGUUCAGUUUGUCUGGAUCUCCUGAAGGAUCCGGUGACGAUCCCCUGUGGUCACAAUUUCUGUAAGGUGUGUAUUAAUGACUACUGGAAGCAGGAAGAUGAGAGCGGAGUGUGUCGCUGUCCUCAGUGCAGAGACACUUUCACUCCGAGGCCUGUUCUACGCAGAAACAACAUGCUGGCUGAAGUGGUGGAGAAACUGAAGAAGACUGAAGUCCAAGCUGCUUCUCCUGCUCACUGUUACGCUGGACCUGGAGAUGUGGAGUGUGAUUUCUGUACCGUGAGAAAACGCAAAGCCGUCAAGUCCUGUCUGAUGUGUCUGGCCUCCUCUUGUGAAACUCAUCUGAAACCUCAUCUUGAAGGUCCUGCUUUGAAAAAGCACAAGUUGGCUGAUGUUGCUGGAAAUCUACAAGAGAAGAUCUGCUCUGAGCAUGAUAAAGUGCUGGAGGUCUACUGUCGUACUGACCAAAGCUUCAUCUGUUAUCUGUGUAUGACGGAUGAACACAAAAGCCACGACACCGUCUCAGUUAAAGCGUGCAGAACUGAAAAACAGAGUGAGUUAAAGGAGGAGCAGAUGAAAUCCCAGCAGAGAAUCCAGGAGAAGCAGAAGAAGGUGCAGGAACUGAAACAGACUGUGAACACUAUAAAGCUCAGUGCACAGACAGCAGUGGAGGACAGUGAGAGGAUCUUUACUGAGAUGAUCAGCUCCAUGGAGAAAAGGCGCUCGGAGGUGAUGGAGCUGAUCAGAGCUCAGGAGAAGGCUGAACUGAGUCGAGUUGAACGACUCCUGGAGCAACUGGAGCAGGAGAUCGCUGAUCUUCAGGGGAGAGUCACUGAGCUGGAGGAGCUUUCACACACAGAUGAUCACCUCCACUUCCUCCAGAGUUUCCAGCCUCUCCGUGUCUCUUCUGGACAUGAGGACUCACGCAGCAUCACUGUCAAUCAACAUCUCUCAUUUGAUGGAGUGAGGAAAUCUCUCUCUGCUCUGAAAAAGAGAAUCGAGGAAUUCUGCCAGGAGGAAUUCAUCAGAAUCCCUGAACACGCUGCAGCAGUUCAGAUCAUUUUACCCUCAGAACCAAAGAGCAGACAAGAUUUUCUGCAGUAUUUCUGUGAUCUGACUCUGGAUCCCAACACAGUAAAUUAUAACCUCAUUCUGUCUGAGAGGAACAGAGCGGUGACGUACAUUGAGAGAAAGCAGCAGUACGCUGAUCAUCCAGAGAGAUUUGACACCUACAAGCAGGUGUUGAGUAAGGAGAGUGUGUGUGGACGCUGUUACUGGGAGGCGGAGUGGAACGGUGAUGUGUGGGUGUACAUAUCAGUCUCGUAUAAAGACAUCAGCAGGAAAGGACGGGGUAAUGAGCGUUGGUUUGGACGCAACAAUCAGUCCUGGAGUCUGGGUUGUUCUACUUCUUCUCUCUUUUUCUGUCACAACAACAUUAAGACUCGUCUCACAGGUCCACCAUCCUUCAGAAUAGGAGUGUAUGUGGAUCACAGUGCAGGAACUCUGUCCUUCUACAGCGUCUCUGACACGAUGAAUCUCCUCCACAGAGUCCACACCACGUUCACUCAGCCUCUAUACGCCGGGUUCUGGGUGCCGUAUUAUGGAUCAACUCUGAGAUUAUGCAAUCCAAAAUAAAAUAUUAGUAAUGUCAUUUGCAUUUAAAAUAUUCAAUAUAUCAUAAUUUACUUUCAAAUCAAACUUACUCAGAGAUAUGAAUAACUUAUUUUAAAUUUCUUCUUUUUUUUAUUAGUACCAUUAGUUCUUCUUUCCUCUGUCUUUUAAGAGAUUUUAAUUAUAUAAAUGAAAGUAUUAUUGCUUGUGAAAACCUGUAUAAUAAAUCACUGCUAUAAUCACUGGGGUCAGAUUUUCUUUCCAAUUUUGAUGAAUAUUAUUAGAUUAUUGAUCGCAACUUUCCACUUUCACCAGUUUAAUUGAAUAUAAUGUCAUGUCAAAGGAAGUAAAAAUAACUAAAAGUAACAUGUUGUGUGUCAUGAGAAGCAGAGAGAGACGGAUGCAGAUGAUUGAUUAAAACAGUGAAUGAGUACAGAACCAAUUAGACACCCAAGUGUUAUUUAAUUGAACAAAAAUACGGAUAUGUUUUAACAGAUCUAAUUUAAAUCAGGUCUUUUUGUUUCUCGUUAACAUAAUUAUUGUUAACUAAUCCCAUUGAGGGGUU